CCCGGGCGGGCAGAAAUGACGUAGCCGGAAAUCAUUUGACUGGCGCACAGUUUUGUCGAGCUGGAAUUCUACUACAUGGCCUUUAGGACAUACCAUUUAUGAGACGAAUCGAAAGGAUACCUAGGAUUUGGGAAACAGAAUAAGGUUAUUCCACCGCUCCACAACCGCCGCUGUCGCACUGGGGCCAGGCAGUGGUGCGCAGACCCACACCAGCUCCAGCUGCCCUCCCCCCUCGACGUCAUCCUUCCUCGAAGCGGAAGUGCUAGAUCUAGGAUCUUACAGCAGAGCCUCAUUCAAACAACGACCACCCACCCGUCCCGAGCCGGACUUCCGAACCGACAUCCCGGACUGUCGAGUCAGGUCCCCAUCCAUCUCGCAAACCAAUGGCGACGGUAGCUCUGUGCCGGCGGGCCCUGGUCUCACGGGGGUUGCCCCUGGCGGUCGGCGUGUCUCUCGGCAUCGGGCAUCACACCUUCACCAGCCACCGUCGCCCAUUGAGAUUUGACGCUCACCACCCCCCUUCCAACAUCGUGUCCUCGGUACCUAGGAAAGAGGUUGACAGCGACGAUGGCUUCAUCAACCCCGAGAUUCUCAGCCAGAUAUCAGGGGGAAGCUUCUCUGGAUUCUUGACUGGUCUGCUUGUCAGCGUUUUUUCUCGGACUCUUGUCCUCCUCCUCGGCAUAUCGAUUGUGACCUUCCAAGUCGCUGCAAGAUACGGCAUAGACCUGGUUCAACAAUUUCACCUCAAGGAACGCGCACGGUCAUCACGCAUUCUGUCCGCCCUCCGCCACAAAACGCCUUUCAAGCUUUCGUUCGGAGUCACAUUUGCGCUGUCUGCAUUUGCGCAUUUUUGAGUUGGUAUAUUUGGAGGAUACGAGGCUAGACAAUCAGAAUGAGACGUAGUAUCUUCUUGAAGCCACCAAAUCAUGCCUACAAAAUGAAGCUCUCGAGUGACUUCGUGAUAAAGACGUCCAUCACUCAAACCUCUGGGUCUCCCUCUUGAGCCAG
Molecule: messenger RNA, 1008 nt
Organism: Gaeumannomyces tritici R3-111a-1
Lineage: Eukaryota; Fungi; Ascomycota; Sordariomycetes; Magnaporthales; Magnaporthaceae
Exons: 3
Coding region: 384-854 (156 amino acids)
Source: RefSeq, a predicted model, not a curated record